Molecule: messenger RNA, 548 nt
Organism: Stylophora pistillata
Lineage: Eukaryota; Metazoa; Cnidaria; Anthozoa; Scleractinia; Pocilloporidae
Biological process (GO): protein oxidation
Molecular function (GO): formylglycine-generating oxidase activity
Source: RefSeq, a predicted model, not a curated record
ACCGUGCAAUGUUCGAGGUGAUGGACAUGCCCAUGGACUGGCCUGCAGAAGUGAACUACCAUGAAGCUAAAGCGUUCUGUGCUUGGAAGGGUCCAGACUACCGUCUGCCUACAGAAGCUGAACAUCAUGCCAUGCGAGGACCCCAGAAAUCUCCCUCAGAGGGUAGUACUUGCGACAUUAUCUACCAAGAUAAUAUUAAAGCCAACAUCAAUAUGGCUUUUGGCUCAUCCACCCCUGUUAACAUGUUCCCGCCUUCCAAAGCUGGAUUUUGCGAUGUCUCUGGAAAUGUAUGGGAGUGGUGUGAAGACCAUUUUAACGGACUUAAAGAUUUCAAACCUCACAUACUUUAUGAUGACUUUUCCACGCCAUGUUUUGAUGGAAGACACAACAUGAUCAUGGGUGGCAGCUGGGCUACCACGGGAGGUGAGGCAUCACGAUUUUCUCGCAACGCUUUCCGCCGUCAUUUCUUCCAACAUCUUGGUUUCAGACUUGUGCAGUCCAUUGGGGAUAGUCCANGCAAAUGCCGAGCACCACUCAAUUCCAACUAA